AUGACGUUGAUGGUUCGGAAAUGGAGUGGUAAAGCUUUGAGAUUUGUUCAGCCUCGUUUCUCUGAGAAAGGUACUUUGAGAACUUGUUUAUUCUACAGCCCAUACGAAUUCUUGUCUUGCUGCGAAAGAGACUUCUCUUCUGGUCUCAGCGAUAAAAAUCUCUGUUACAGAGAGAGAUUGAGAGGUGGGCUUGUCGAUAUUAAGAAAGAUGAUGCUAUUGAACUGUUUCAGGAAAUGCUUCGUUCUCGUCCUCUUCCCACUGUCAUAGAUUUCAAUAGAUUGUUUAGUGGCAUCGCUAGGACAAGACAAUACGAUCUCGUGUUAGGUCUCUGCAAGAAGAUGGAAAUACAGGGGAUUGCGCAUGACCCCUACACUCUGAGUAUUAUGAUCAAUUGCUUCUGCCGGCGCCGGAGACUCGGUUUUGCUUUCUCUCUUGUGGGAAAGAUGACGAAACUUGGGUAUGAGCCUGACACAAUCACGUUUUCAACUUUGAUAAACGGAUUAUGUCUUGAGGGUAGAGUUUCUGAAGCUUUGGAAUUAUUUGAUCGAAUGGUAGAAUUGAGUCUCAAAUCCGAUCUCAUAAUGCUUAACACUCUAAUCAAUGGACUUUGUCUCAAAGGUAGAGUGUCUGAAGCGGUAGAUUUAAUCGAUCGAAUGGUGGAAWWRGGCUYUCAACCSGAUSSAWMUACCUAUGGUCCGAUUUUAAACAGAACAUGCAAGUCGGGGAACACUGCCUUGGCUUUGGAUUUGCUCAGAAAGAUGGAAAAAGGAAAGAUCAAGCUCGGAGUAGUCCAAUACAAUAUCAUCAUUGAUAGUCUUUGCAAAGACGGGAGAUUUGACGAUGCACUCAACCUUUUCAAUGAAAUGGAAAUGAAAGGGAUCAAAGCAGAUGUCUGUACCUACAACUCUCUCAUUGGAGGCUUUUGUAACGCCGGUAGAUGGAAUGAUGGUGCACAGUUGGUGUCGGAAAUGAUCACAAGGAAAAUCACCCCGAACGUCAUCACUUUUAAUUUAUUGAUUGAUAGUUUUGUGAAAGAAGGGAAGCUUCUAGAGGCCAAAGAAUUGUACAGUGAGAUGAUUACAAGAGGUAUAACUCCUGAUACCAUUACAUAUAAUUCUUUGAUAGAUGGGUUUUACAAGGAGAACCGCCUAGACGAGGCCAAUCAGAUGCUGGAUCUGAUGGUUAGCAAGGGUUGCGACCCUAGUAUCGUGACUUAUAAUAUCCUUAUAAACGGAUAUUUCAAGGCUAAGCGGGUUGACGAUGGUAUGAGACUUUUCCGAGAGAUUUCUUUGAGAGGGCUGGUUGCCAACAGAAUUACUUACAGCACUCUCAUCCGAGGGUUUUGUCAAUCAGGAAAACUUAAGGUUGCCCAAGAAUUUUUCCAGGAGAUGGUUUCUCGUGGUGUGCCGCCUGAUAUUGUAACUUAUGGUAUUUUGCUGGAUGGUUUGUGUGACAAUGGAGAGCUAGAGAAAGCGUUGGAAAUACUUGAAAAAAUGCAGAAGAGUAAGAUUGAUAUUGAUAUUGGUAUGUAUAAUAUCAUCAUUCAUGGGAUGUGCAAUGCUAAUAAGGUGGAAGAGGCGUGGGAUCUAUUUUGUAGCCUCCCUUUCAAAGGAGUGAAAGCCGACGUCAAAACAUACACCAUAAUGAUUUCAGGAUUGUGUAAGAAAGGCUCACUGUCUGAAGCGGACCUGUUGUUUAGAAAAAUGAAAGCAGAUGGGUAUGCGCCAAACGAUUGUACAUACAACACAAUAGUCCGAGCACAUCUCCGAAGUAGGGACGUAAUCAAGUCAGUCGAACUGAUCGAAGAAAUGAAGAGGUGUGGGUUCUGUGCAGAUGCUUCCACUAUGAAGAUGGUUAUGGAUAUGUUAUCGGAUGGUAGAUUGGAGAAAAGCUUCUUGGAUAUGCUUUCUUAG
Arabis nemorensis is the source of this 1914-nucleotide messenger RNA. NCBI's taxonomy places the organism in Eukaryota, Viridiplantae, Streptophyta, Magnoliopsida, Brassicales, Brassicaceae. The record is from the annotation of a GenBank genome assembly.